This is a messenger RNA of Entamoeba dispar SAW760, 684 nucleotides long. RefSeq lists its product as uncharacterized. Bases 1 to 684 code for a protein of 227 amino acids. NCBI's taxonomy places the organism in Eukaryota, Evosea, Mastigamoebida, Endamoebidae. The record is from RefSeq and is a predicted model, not a curated record. The transcript has a single exon.
AUGAAAGGACACGUCUUGUUAAUGUUAGUUUUGGUGAAGAAUAUUAUAAAUCAUAAAAUGGAAAAAAUUAUCAAGAUUCAUCAAACAAUUGUUGAUAAUGAAAGAAAUCUUAAUAAGAUUAUUAUUGAUAAUAAUGUUAUGAAAAAUAAUAUUGCAAAUCUCACUACAAUUUCUUUUCCUGUUUAUCCACUUUCUUCUCUUAUUAAUUUGUCGUCUUUGGAUAUUGAAUCUAUCACAAUUCUCAAUAGAGUUAAUGACUUUGCUUUAGACUCUCUUAAAAAUUUAUCUCAGAUUGAAUAUUCAUUAAAAGAAAAACAAGAAACACUCAAAUCCAUUGUUUUUGAUAAAGUACACACUCAAAAGUUACAAAGAGAUGAAUUUGAAAAACAAAAAAGUGAAAUUCUCAGUAGAAUCCAAAGUAAAAACCAACAAAUCCAAAGACUUCAGAAAGAAAUUGAGAAGGUGCUCUAUGAAAUUAACACCAAAAAACAAACUAUUCAAACAAAGAACAUUCAAAUCAAUCAACUCAAAACUAAAAAGGAGUGUGAAUUCAGAAAUUUAUUGUGUUCUACUAUCCAUUUAAAUCAUAAUAAAGAGGCAUCUUCUAUUCCUCCAAAACCUCCUAAACAAAAACAAAAAAGAACGAGAAAACAAACUGUACUCUUUCCAAACUUGGUGAAGUAA